AUGAAUGCUAGGACAGGUGACAUGACAGUGUUGAUGCUGGAGAGUUUUACUGGUGGAUGUUGCAGGUGCAGUGAACCCAAGAACAAGGAGGAAUCGGUGAUGGAUUACAGAUGGGCAGAGAUUGCUGGAAAUGAAGAAAGGAGGAAUCUUUCAUAUCUGAGUCUUGGCUCCAACAAUCUCACUGGAAAUAUUUCAAAUGAGAUUGGAACAGCUGGAGAAUUGAGGUAUCUUUUAUUAAAUGACAACAAUCUCAAUGGUACUCCUAAAUCUAUCGGCAAGCUUCAAAACUUGAUAGUUCUCGACUUAGCCAACAACAAGUUUGAAGGCAAUAUACCUACCGAAUUUUGUUCAUUACGUGACCUUCAUAUCCUUUCUUUAAAGUCAAACAAAUUUAAUGGGUCAAUCCCUAUGGAGAUAAGUUAUUUGCAUCAACUUCGUAUCUUGGACUUAUCACAAAAUAGUCUUAACAACCAAAUUCCUGGCAGCAUGGGGAACCUGAAGAAGCUAGUGAGUAGACUUAAUGACACAUUCUCGAUUGACGAUUAUGUCUCGAACUUCGUACGAGUGGAUAUGAUGAUCAAAGGGAAUAACGUCGAGGUUGAGAUACUAUUCAGCUAUACCUCAGCAAUCGAUCUAUCAUGCAGUAACCUUGAUGGAAACAUUCCAAAAGAGAUAAGUUUACUAAAACGACUUUAUAUGCUUAAUUUGUCCCACAAUCAUUUCUCAGCUUUUCUCUGGAACGAUUUAUUGUGCGGAUUCCCUACAAAUAAAGUUCGCGAGGGUGAAAGUAAUACUAGUGUUGGUGACACUAAUCCUAUAACUGAAGUUGAAGAAGGUGAUCAAGAGGAUGCAAAUGAGAGAAUAUUGUUUUGUGGUGUUACCGCUAUAGGGUUUGGAGUUGGAUUCUGGGGUUUGUUUCUUAUUUUGCUUCUUAAAAAAAAUAAAUGGUGGUUUGGAUAUUGGAGAGUUAUCGAUUCUGUUAUACUAAAACAAAAAGUUUUAGAACGUUUGGAGAAUAUAGUGCAUUUUGUCAAUGCCGGAGGAGUUCCGGUAAUAACUAAAAUUAUGCAGGAUGAGGAAUUGGGUUAUGAUUUUUAUGGGUCUGCAAUUGCUGCAGUGAAUGAUUGUCCUGCUGCUUUUGACAAGUUUGUGAAUGAUGCUUUGGGAUUUGACAUUGCGAUGAUCCCUGCUUCCAUGGAUAUAGGAAGUCUCCUAUUUUAUUACAAUAAUCUGCAUUAUUUAUAUCAAGGAAAAACUGCAGAACUUCAUUGGAGAACUUCUUAUAAUGUCGUGCGUGAUUAA
Molecule: messenger RNA, 1302 nt
Organism: Papaver somniferum (opium poppy)
Lineage: Eukaryota; Viridiplantae; Streptophyta; Magnoliopsida; Ranunculales; Papaveraceae
Product: receptor-like protein 9DC3
Exons: 5
Coding region: 1-1302 (433 amino acids)
Molecular function (GO): protein binding
Source: RefSeq, a predicted model, not a curated record